AUGUUCAGGAAAAUAUACGAGCUGUUUGAUAUUUCGCUAUUAUCUAGCCCUCGAUUUUUAAACAUCAUUUUCGGAACAGCUUUAACAGUUACGUCGAUACAAAACUUUAGUUUGAUAUACCCUAUCUUUUUACAGAAAGUAGCAUCAAUGGAUAAACAGCAAACAGCAAAUUGUAUGUCAACUGUUGCUUUUGCUGACAUAAUUGGCAGAUUGACAUUACCGGCAGUCCAAGACAAGUACAAAAUAAAAGCAAGAAUGAUGCUUAUUCUUACCAGUAUUUGGCUUAUUAUUGUCAGACAAGUACUGGUGUACCAAACAGAUUUGAACGUCUUAAUCCUGAUGUCUUGCCUUUACGGCUUUGGCAGAAGUAUGGUGAUUGUAGCCCGAAAUAUUGCCCUAUCCGAAGAUUGUAGACUAGAUCAAGUGCCAGCUGCAGUGGGACUUGGAAUGCUUAGUAUGGGGCUGGAUUUAGGGGAGGGCAACGGGGGCAACAGCCUCGCGGCCUACACAAAAGAGGGGCCCCCAAAA
This is a messenger RNA of Iphiclides podalirius (scarce swallowtail), 528 nucleotides long. NCBI's taxonomy places the organism in Eukaryota, Metazoa, Arthropoda, Insecta, Lepidoptera, Papilionidae. The record is from the annotation of a GenBank genome assembly.